Molecule: messenger RNA, 2347 nt
Organism: Rhineura floridana
Lineage: Eukaryota; Metazoa; Chordata; Lepidosauria; Squamata; Rhineuridae
Product: carnosine N-methyltransferase 2-like
Exons: 11
Coding region: 449-1552 (367 amino acids)
Molecular function (GO): N-methyltransferase activity
Source: RefSeq, a predicted model, not a curated record
UCCUCUCAUGCACAAUUACUGUUGUGGCCACCUCACUGUUUGCAACCUGCUUUUCACCUGACUAGAUUCAGUGAACUACAUAGACUUAGUCUGAUGGAGAAUGGAAGGAGAGAUCUUAAAAUAAAGGAGCUCAUCCUGUUGAGGAGACAGCUGGGCUGCUGUGGGCAGCUGAGCUGCCACUUGAAGGAGCAGCAAAGCUUUUUGUGAAGGUAAAAGAUAAGCAAAAGGAAACCUCAGUUUCGUUUGUUUAAAAGCACUGCUGAGCCAAAACACAUAUCACUUUGAAAUGCACGAGGGGGAUACAGAAAAGUACCAGUAGAAACUGAAGACCAUCUGUGCCUGCCUACUGUACUUCAUUUACUAGACUCCAGCCGGAGUAUAUAAACCAAAAGAGAGGAAAAACAAGGUCCUUUACAAGGAGAGAUUCUGCAGAAGGCCCAUAGAAAACAUGGAGUCAAAAGCCAAGGUGAAAAGAGUCUUCAAAAUGAAGCAAAGCAAAAAUGCAGAUGGCUGCCUCAGAAUUGGCAUAUUCUCCAAUGGAUUUUGCCCCAUGAAUGGUGCCAAGCUGCCUGUAGUUCCAGUCAUUGAUAGAGAUGAUGAAUAUGGUACCAGGAAAGCAAAAGAUGCAAGUUUUGAGAAAGCGAUAUUGGUGACACCUGCAAACAAUUCAGAGCUCUGUGUGAUCCAGCCCAUGAGAAGCCUUACAGUGGAUGAAUAUGCAAAAGCCUUUAAGUCAUUCUUAGACCAUUCAACUGAGCACCAAUGCAUGGACCAAUUCAAUAAGAAGGAACUGCCAGGUAUAAUAACCAGCCUUGGAAAUGGAAAAUCUGCUAUCAAUGUGCUAGGUGUGGGAAGUGGAACAGGUGAACAGGACUUGAAAAUGAUUAGGAUCAUUCAGGCUAUGCAUCCAGGAACCUUUAUUAAAAAUGAAGUCAUAGAGCCCAACCCACAACACAUUUUGUCAUAUAAAGAUGCUGUGAGGAAUUCUUUUGAUCUUAAGAAUGUCUCAUUCACCUGGCACCAGCUGACAUCCAUGGAAUAUGAAAAGCAGGCAAAAGAGCAAAAAAUUCAAAAGAAAUAUGACUUCAUACACCUGAUCCAGAUGCUGUACCGUGUGGAGGAUACUGCAAGCACUAUCAGAUUUUUUCACAGCUGCCUAGACUGCUAUGCUAAGCUUCUGAUUAUAAUUUUAUCAGGUAACAGUGGGUGGGCCUCUAUAUGGAAAAAAUAUAGACACUGUCUUCCCCCGACUGAUAGUGGCCACUACAUCACAGCUGAUGACAUAGAAGUUGUCUUGAAAAGAAUGGAACUAACAUACCAGGUGUAUGAUUUCCCUUCUGCUUGGGACAUCACUGAAUGCUUUAUUGAUGGAGAUACUACUGGAGGACAUACACUGGACUUUCUGACAGGAACGAAAGACUUUAUGAAUACUGCACCCCAGGAUCUGAAGCAGAGUCUUCUACAGGCUUUGCGCCAGCCAGAGUGCAGCACCAAGAAGGAUGGAAGGAUUAUCUUCAGAAAUGAUUUGAGCAUGAUUGUGGUCCAUUCCUAAUACUGGUUGAAAUGGUAGAUGUUAUUUUAGUUUGUGUUGAGCUAGGUACUGAGCAAGCAAAUUCACAGUGUCAAUUUUCUGUUGUGGAGAGAACCUGUUCAGUGCUGGAGAAGAAAGGGGGUGUAUUAGAGGUUGAACACAAAGCUCAUAAAUAUUAAAGAUUGGAAGCAAAUUUGUUAGCGGAUCUUUUCAGAUUAAAAAGGUACAUACCUUGUUUACCACAAUAGGAGAUUAACAUUGGUUUUUACCAAUAUACACUGCCUCCGAGGCACAGGAAAGAGUCACAACACAGACCCUGGCAAUUUGCUUUGAGGAUAUCUAUGAAGUUAAGGAAUCAUCAAUAUGUGCAGAUAGUAAUCCUAUGUAAGGAGAGAGAGCAAGCUUUAAGUUAUGUUAAAAUAGCAGAAAAAAGGUAUGGGGGACUAAUAUUUAAUGGGCUGUAUAUAUAUAUAAGAAACUUGGAUAGUCUAAUUGUGUGUACAUUACAUGAUCUCUGGGUACUUAAUCCAGCAAAUAUUUUGUUCUAUAGCACAUUUCUCUCUUUAAAGAUGCCAUACUACACCAGGCUAUGGGUUCUGGAUAAGAGGAGCUCCUUAGGAUCGCUGGUUAGAGACGGUGAAGGCUAAUAUACCUUUAAGAUUUGGGUGUUUUUCAGCAUGUUUGUAUUUCCAUCAGCCCCAAUGUAAUAUGGCAUACCUGCCACUUUCAUUUUUGUAUUUUCAUACUGUGUUCUUCCUUUUAAAAAAAGUAAAUUGUUUCACAAAAAGAGUUAAUGAGUUAUUCUGUCGUCAGACA